Molecule: messenger RNA, 1743 nt
Organism: Glycine soja
Lineage: Eukaryota; Viridiplantae; Streptophyta; Magnoliopsida; Fabales; Fabaceae
Exons: 10
Coding region: 609-1517 (302 amino acids)
Biological process (GO): snRNA transcription by RNA polymerase III; snRNA transcription by RNA polymerase II
Cellular component (GO): snRNA-activating protein complex
Molecular function (GO): sequence-specific DNA binding
Source: RefSeq, a predicted model, not a curated record
AAUGAAUAGGUGUCAUCAAUAAAAUAAAACCUUCUUGCCUCACGAACUCAGACUCGCCUCUUGCCCUCACCGGCGCGGCCACCAAACGGUGCAACGCCACCAGUGUUUAUUCACAGAUCACACGGCGGCGACGACCUCCCUUACCAGCUCUUUGUCUCGAAAACGCGCAUCUUUGACUCACUUCCUCACAGGCACGGAUCGCGCUGCGCCCUCCCUCACCGACGUCAACGUGACCGGCUUCUGGUGGCACAUAGCGCACUGCACUCGCACAAAGCCAACACUUCCUUUGAACUCACGCGUUCCUGGUGGAGACCCAAAAGUUCGAAACUGAACAUUUUCACAAGCUUUCGGAGGGCGUUGAUGAGUUCGGUAGCUAUUUUGCUUUCAGCCUCCUCUAUCUUCUAGGUUUGGCUCAGUCCCUGGAUGUGGUUCUCACAUUGGAUCCACGCCACACAAUACCACGUUAUAUUGAUUACAUCCAGACGAAUAAGAAAUGGGAGAAGGCAUGGUGUUAGCGGCUGACUGACCGCAGAUACUCACUCAGUAUCAAACUACUGAAUCAGUUAGUCUUAGUCAGGUCAUGAUUUAAAAUAUUACGUUGGGCUUGGAUGAAAUCAAGCCCACAUCAUCUCCCAUGUAAUAAGCAAGGGAUUGGGAAAAGAGUUCUCAGGUGCAAAUUAGGGUUCUUAACCAUGAGUAUUGAUUAUUUCAAGCAGGACAUUGAUGAACUUAUCGGUGAAUUCACCCAGGAUGAGUCAACAACUUUGGCUGAGAUAAAAAGAGUAUGGCUUUCUAGGAAGUUCUCCUACAUUUAUGAAGCUCGUCCUUCUGCCAACCUGGCCUUCUUUAUGCAAUCACUGUAUGCUCAUUGUAUAGGUUACAUGGUUGGUACCGCAACUUUAUCUCACAGAUUAGGUGGCCUUUACUGCCUCUACUGUCUUUAUGAGACUCAACCAUUUAAUCCUUCUUUUAAGGUCUAUCUAUCCCUUGGAGAAUUAAAGAAACUUAGAAUCCUUGUUGCUGAUGCAAAAGCAAAUGAUAUUAAAGUAGCACUUGCUUUAGUAAAAAGAAUGCUUGAAAGAAACACAUUCCUUUUUGGCUCUGUUGACUUGAUGGAAGGUUGUGUCACAGAGACAGUAAAUGAACUCCAACAAUUACAGAAUGCCCGUAUUCAAGUUGCAUAUGAAAAGUUAUUUGAUAGCACUUCAAUUGACAACUACAUCCAGAUGGACCUUGGCUUGGAAGUUGACCUUGAUUUGCUGAAGAAAAAGUCAUCUGGAUAUGCCACGGCCAAGAAUGUGGCUAUUCAAGAGGCGAGCAAUAUUUUAGACGUUGAAAACAUAAAGCACUUACAAAAAGAUAAGGAACUGAUAGGAGAUGUUGUGGAGAAGGUUGCUAACGACUGGCACGUUCAGAAACAAACAUUUUAUAAACAAACAGGAUUGGGGGACGAUGCAUAUGAGAAGGAACUGGAGCAAUUACUUCUAGAGCAGCAUCCACAUGAUGGAAACUCUUAACCAAGAUUGAAGAUGGACAUCUGGGUCGUCGUGGUUACUUAUGCAUGGGGAAUUCAUAAUUAAUAUCCCUGUUUAGAUAGUAGGAGGAAAUGUGUUCCUUUUCCAGUUAUUGCUGCUUUAAACAAGACAAUGAAACAAAAAAAAAAAAUGAUAAAAUGUAUUAUGCUUCAUUUUAUUCAACAUUUCUAUUUUUCUUCUAUGUUUAUGACCACAUAUUUCCUUUUCA